Molecule: messenger RNA, 1050 nt
Organism: Nematocida major
Lineage: Eukaryota; Fungi; Microsporidia
Product: 26S proteasome regulatory subunit, ATPase 3, interacting protein
Exons: 1
Coding region: 1-1050 (349 amino acids)
Biological process (GO): meiotic strand invasion involved in reciprocal meiotic recombination; meiotic joint molecule formation; homologous chromosome pairing at meiosis
Cellular component (GO): condensed nuclear chromosome; DNA recombinase auxiliary factor complex
Molecular function (GO): recombinase activator activity; double-stranded DNA binding
Source: RefSeq, a predicted model, not a curated record
AUGUCAAUGAGAAAAGCAUCAAAGAAGCCGAAAACCAGCGACAAGCCCCUUCCAGAAACCCCCACGCGGGCCUCUAGAAGAAGGUCUGUGUCGCCAGAGGGGGGGUCAGAGGAGCACUUAGACGAGCUGGUGCUGAGCAGCGACUGCCAAAACAACGAGAACGCACCCAGCAACCGGAUAGACAGCGAGGAGGAAGAGCUUGUGCUGAAGCAGCCGGCCGCCUUCAGCGAGGAGGAAGAUUCUGAAGCGAAAGAGUCCGAGGAGAAGGAUGCGCAGAGCGAAGACAGCAUGGAAAGCGGCGAGUCUUCCGAGGAGGACUCAUCUUCUGAGAUAGCGGAGAAUCCGCGCGGAAAGAAGGCAGCAGCCUCGCCAAAGGCGGCAGCAAAAAGGAAAGCCCCUGUAAAGAAGGACGCCAAAAAAGAGGCCCCCGGAAAGUCCAAAGUCAUGACAAAAACCGCGAAGAGCGCGCUUCUAAGGUACAUCAAAGAGAAAAACGAGCCCAUGAACUUGGUUGAGCUAGGGCUGAUUUUCCAGACGGGAGAAGCUGCAAUGACGGCGGCCGUGCUGAAAAAGACUCUUGCGGAGCUUGUGAGCGAAAAUCUUGUUGAGGAAAAAAAGCCAGGAGUGACCACAAUAUACCUCCCCGUGCAUACGAAGGAGGACAACAACGUGGACACGGCGGAGCUGGACGAGGAGAUAGCGCAGCUGAAAGAAGAAGUGGCUGGGCGGCAGGAGAGAGUGGCUGAGCUCAGACAGCGGAAGAAAGAGCUCACGGCCGACCCCACCGACGAAGAGCUUGUGCAGGCUCUGCAGGAGAUCUCCGCGGAUCUGUCGGAGAAGGAGGCGCGGGUGUGCAAUUUUGAAAAGAACCACAAGCUGGUGGACCCAAAGGAAAAGGCAAAAAUUGAAAAGGAAAUACUGAACAGCCAGAAGCUCAAGAAAAGCAUACGGAGGCACUUCAAAAACAUAGUGGGAGACAUUUGCGAGGGCGCCGGCAAAAAGCCUGCAGAGCUCAUGGAGGAGAUGGGCAUAGAAGAGCCUAAAAAUUGA